CAUUCCGAGACUCACCUCCCAAGAACAUCGAUCGCACCUUCAAACCGUCAAACCCGUGCACAUUUCCUGCUAUACUGGGAUCAAGGAAACGAAAAACAUCCUCCAGGUCUCGCGAAGCCUCAUACAACAUCAUCCGCAUCAAUACGUCGGAUCCGAUUGGUUCCUGAACUCCGUCGACUUAUCGCAUCGAACAUUUGCCAAACCUCAAGAUGAAGCCCAUCGUAUCUGCUUUGAACGCAUGGUCAUGCGUUGUCAUCUCGUUCUUUGCCGUCAUCAUCCUCUCCGUCCUCGGAACGUUAUACCAGCACGACCACCCCGGUUACACUGGCUCUGAUAGCGACCCGGAGAAUGGCGCUGCCGUUGCUGCCUCCAUUUUUACCGCUGUGAUUGUAUACGCCGCUUUCUUCGUCUUCUGUGCUUUCCAGGCCUACCUCCAUAUCCGAGCUAGCAGAGGUGGCGCCAUAUCGCUGAGCUAAAGCUUGCCAAUUGAUUUUGAAUCUACAAUUUUUGAUAUAAGCCUCUGUUUUUUUUUUUUUUUU
Molecule: messenger RNA, 539 nt
Organism: Aspergillus ruber CBS 135680
Lineage: Eukaryota; Fungi; Ascomycota; Eurotiomycetes; Eurotiales; Aspergillaceae
Exons: 4
Coding region: 210-476 (88 amino acids)
Source: RefSeq, a predicted model, not a curated record